This is a messenger RNA of Megalops cyprinoides (Indo-Pacific tarpon), 5784 nucleotides long. Its product is annotated as disco-interacting protein 2 homolog C. NCBI's taxonomy places the organism in Eukaryota, Metazoa, Chordata, Actinopteri, Elopiformes, Megalopidae. The coding region runs from base 223 to 5064 and encodes 1613 amino acids. The record is from RefSeq and is a predicted model, not a curated record. The transcript is spliced from 39 exons.
GACUGGAAUUACAGUACCGUUUCUUGCUGAGGGACACCGUCAUGGCGGGGCAUUAAGUGAGGGAGAACAAAAUUACACAGUGCGAUCCUCCCUUAGUCUUUCUUUCCGCUGGGGUCCUGUCGUGCCCGUAUGCGCUGCUGGUGUGCGGAUAAAGGACAGUGUUGAGAGACCGCGCUGAAAAAAGACGCAAAAAGAGGGUUAGCUUAGUAAAUUUAAAGCAGAAUGGCGGAUCGAGAUACAUUACCCCUUCCUCUGGAGGUGAGAGCUAGAUUAGCCGAGCUGGAACUGGAGUUAUCAGAAGGUGACAUCACACAGAAAGGCUAUGAAAAGAAGAGAUCAAAGUUAAUUGGGGCCUACCUCCCACAGCCUCCAGGGGUAGAACCCUCCAUGCCCCAGGAACGGAGAACCCCCGCCACCCCGUCCUCCUCGUCCCGGUACCACCGGCGCCGGUCCUCCGGCUCCCGGGACGAGCGCUACAGAUCAGAUGUGCAUACGGAGGCGGUCCAGGCCGCUCUGGCCAAACACAAGGAGCGGAAGAUGGCGGUUCCCAUGCCCUCCAAGCGGCGCUCCCUGGUGGUGCAGACCUCCAUGGAAGCCUACACUCCCCCAGGUGAGGAACAUAUUCCCGACCAAGACACGUCAUCGGGCUCGGAAGGAGAGGGCUCCAUGCAGGGCGAGGGCACGCCCACCUCCAGCCAGGGCAGCAUCAACAUGGAGCACUGGAUCAGCCGGGCCAUCCACGGCUCCACCACCUCCUCCACCACCUCCUCCUCCUCCACCCACAGCGGGGGCAGCGGUGCCGCCAGCCGCCUGGCCGACGUCAUGGCCCAGACGCACAUCGGCAUGUCAGGGCCAAUUGCUCACCUCUCACUGAAGAGGAAAACAGUGCCAGGCACAGUUGAGAACGGAAACUCCGGUUUGCGCCGGUCCUGCGAGUUCGGCUCAGACCUCGCCUGGCCGCCCUUGGAGUCGGAGGAGAACCACUCCGCCCCUCCCGAUGUCACCACGUACACGUCGGAGCACUCCAUACAGGUGGAGAGGCCGCAGGUGUCCACGGCCUCCCGCACCGCGCCCAAGUACGGCAACGCCGAGCUCAUGGAGACCGGAGACGGUGUGCCGGUCAGCAGCCGAGUUUCAGCCAAAAUCCAGCAGCUGGUGAAUACUCUGAAGAGGCCUAAACGGCCACCUUUACGGGAGUUCUUCGUCGAUGAUUUCGAAGAAUUACUGGAAGUCCAACAGCCAGACCCCAACCAGCCGAAGCCGGAGGGGGCGCAGAUGGUGCCCAUGCGAGGGGAGCAGCUGGGCGUGGUCACCAACUGGCCACCGUCACUGGAAGCGGCGCUGCAGCGCUGGGGGACCAUAUCUCCCAAAGCCCCCUGCCUGACCACUAUGGACACAAACGGAAAACCACUGUACAUCCUAACCUACGGAAAGCUGUGGACUCGCAGCAUGAAGGUGGCCUACAACAUCCUGCACAAGCUGGGGACAAAGCAGGAGCCCAUGGUCAGACCGGGAGACCGGGUGGCCCUCGUCUUUCCCAACAACGAUCCGGCCGCCUUCAUGGUCGCUUUUUACGGCUGCUUGCUGGCGGAAGUCGUCCCCGUGCCAAUCGAAGUUCCACUAACGAGAAAGGACGCAGGGAGUCAGCAGAUCGGCUUUCUGCUGGGAAGCUGCGGAGUCACCGUUGCCUUGACGAGCGACGCCUGCCACAAGGGUCUGCCCAAGAGCCCCACGGGGGAGAUCCCGCAGUUCAAAGGUUGGCCGAAGUUGCUGUGGUUCGUCACAGAGUCUAAACACUUGUCCAAGCCGCCCAGGGACUGGUUUCCACAUAUCAAAGACGCAAAUAACGACACCGCCUACAUUGAGUAUAAGACGUGUAAGGACGGGAGUGUGCUGGGAGUGACUGUGAUGAGGAUCGCCCUGCUGACGCACUGCCAGGCCCUGACGCAGUCGUGCGGAUACACGGAGGCGGAGACCAUUGUGAAUGUAUUAGACUUUAAGAAGGACGUUGGCCUGUGGCAUGGCAUUCUCACGAGUGUGAUGAACAUGAUGCAUGUGAUCAGCAUCCCCUACUCCCUAAUGAAGGUCAACCCGCUGUCCUGGAUUCAGAAGGUGUGCCAGUACAAAGCCAAAGUGGCGUGUGUGAAGUCGAGGGACAUGCACUGGGCCCUGGUGGCGCACCGAGACCAGCGGGACGUCAACCUUAGCUCCCUGCGCAUGCUGGUGGUGGCCGACGGCUCGAACCCCUGGUCUAUUUCGUCCUGCGACGCCUUCCUCAAUGUCUUCCAGACCAAGGGCCUGAGACCGGAGGUCAUCUGUCCCUGUGCCAGCUCCCCAGAGGCCCUUACAGUGGCCAUCAGAAGGCCCACGGACGACAGUAACCAGCCACCGGGGAGGGGGGUGCUGUCCAUGCAGGGCUUGAGUCACGGGGUGAUUCGGGUCGACUCAGAAGAGAAGCUGUCCGUGCUGACGGUGCAGGACGUGGGCACGGUGAUGCCAGGAGGGCUCAUGUGUGUGGUGAAGCCGGACGGAGUCCCUCAACUCUGCAAAACGGACGAGAUCGGCGAGCUGUGUGUGUGCUCCAUCGCCACGGGAACCUCGUACUACGGCCUCUCGGGCAUGACCAAGAACACCUUCGAGGUGUUCCCCAUGAGCAGCUCUGGCGCCCCCAUCAGUGAGUACCCCUUCACCAGGACGGGGCUGCUGGGGUUUGUGGGGCCCGGGGGCCUGGUCUUCAUCGCUGGGAAGAUGGACGGGCUGAUGGUGGUGGGUGGGCGGAGACACAACGCUGAUGACAUCGUGGCCACAGCGCUGGCGGUGGAGCCAAUGAAGUUUGUGUACAGAGGAAGGAUCGCGGUGUUCUCCAUCACGGUGCUGCACGACGAGCGGAUCGUGGUGGUGGCAGAGCAGCGACCAGACUCCACCGAGGAGGACAGCUUCCAGUGGAUGAGCCGGGUGCUGCAGGCAAUUGAUGGCAUUCACCAGGUGGGCGUGUACUGCCUGGCUCUGGUCCCGUCCAACACCCUCCCCAAAACGCCGCUGGGGGGGAUCCACCUGUCGGAGACCAAGCAGCUGUUCCUGGAGGGCUCCCUGCACCCCUGCAACGUGCUCAUGUGUCCCCACACCUGCGUCACCAACCUGCCCAAACCCCGACAGAAGCAGCCAGAGAUCGGGCCUGCCUCGGUGAUGGUAGGGAACCUGGUGUCGGGGAAGAGGAUUGCCCAGGCCAGCGGCAGGGAUCUGGGGCAGAUCGAAGACAAUGACCAGUUCCUCUUCCUGUCAGAGGUGUUACAGUGGAGAGCCCAGACCACCCCUGACCAUGUGCUGUACACUCUGCUCAAUUCACGGGGGACGAUAGCGAGCUCACUCACCUGCCUCCAGCUGCACAAGCGGGCGGAGAAGAUCGCGGCCAUGCUGGCGGAGCGGGGCCACCUGCAGGACGGGGAUCACGUUGCGCUCGUCUACCCCCCGGGCAUUGACCUGAUCGCGGCGUUCUACGGCUGUCUGUACGCCGGCUGCGUGCCCAUCACUGUGCGGCCCCCGCAUCCCCAGAACAUCGCCACCACCCUGCCCACUGUGAAGAUGAUCGUGGAGGUGAGUCGCUCGGCCUGUGUGAUGACGACGCAGGUGAUCUGUAAGCUGCUGAGGUCGAAAGAAGCAUCCGCCGCGGUAGAUGUCAGGACGUGGCCCCCUGUUCUGGACACAGAUGAUUUGCCAAAGAAGAAGCCUCCUCAGCUAUAUAAGCCCUCCAACCCUGACACACUGGCCUACCUGGACUUCAGUGUGUCCACCACAGGGAUGCUAGCUGGAGUGAAGAUGUCUCACACAGCCACCAGUGCCUUCUGCCGUUCAAUCAAGCUGCAGUGUGAGCUGUACCCCUCCCGCGAGGUGGCCAUCUGCCUGGACCCCUACUGCGGCCUGGGCUUCGUCCUGUGGUGUCUCUGCAGUGUGUACUCAGGGCAUCAGUCGAUCCUGAUCCCGCCCUCGGAGCUGGAGGUGAACCCGGCCCUGUGGCUCCUGGCUGUCAGCCAGUACAAAGUGCGGGACACCUUCUGCUCCUACUCCGUCAUGGAGCUGUGCACCAAGGGCCUGGGGCUGCAGACCGAGUCUCUCAAGUCCCGAGGCCUGGAGCUGUCGCGGGUGAGGACGUGCGUGGUGGUGGCAGAGGAGCGGCCCAGGAUAGCCCUGACCCAGUCCUUCUCCAAGCUCUUCAAGGACCUGGGGCUCCACCCGCGGGCCGUCAGCACCUCCUUCGGCUGCAGAGUCAACCUGGCCAUCUGUUUACAGCCUCACAGGCUGGGGAAGCUUGCCGAUCAGGGCACUUCAGGACCUGACCCUACUACUGUGUACGUUGAUAUGAGGGCCCUGAGACAUGACAGGGUUCGUCUAGUGGAGAGGGGGUCUCCACACAGUUUACCACUCAUGGAAUCAGGAAAGAUUUUACCUGGAGUUCGAAUCAUCAUCGCCAACCCUGAGACCAAAGGCCCGCUGGGAGACUCGCACCUCGGGGAGAUCUGGGUUCACAGCGGCCACAACGCCAGCGGCUACUUCACCGUCUACGGCGACGAGUCCCUGCAGUCCGACCACUUCAACUCCCGCCUCAGUUUCGGGGACACGCAGACAAUCUGGGCACGCACGGGCUACCUGGGCUUUCUGAGGAGGACGGAGCUGACAGACGCCAGCGGAGAGAGACACGAUGCCCUGUACGUUGUUGGGGCGCUGGAUGAGGCCAUGGAGCUGAGAGGAAUGAGAUACCACCCCAUUGACAUCGAGACCUCGGUGAUCAGGACUCACAAGAGCAUCACAGAAUGUGCGGUGUUCACCUGGACGAACCUGCUGGUGGUGGUGGUGGAGCUGGAUGGAUCAGAGCAGGAGGCCCUGGACCUGGUGCCGCUGGUGACCAACGUGGUUCUGGAGGAGCAUUACCUGAUCGUGGGCGUGGUGGUGGUGGUGGACAUUGGGGUGAUCCCCAUCAACUCCCGUGGGGAGAAGCAGCGGAUGCACCUACGCGACGGCUUCCUGGCCGACCAGUUAGACCCCAUAUAUGUGGCCUAUAACAUGUAGCCUGUCUCAGAGAGGGCAUUCACUGACUACUAUGUGUACAUAUCGCAAACAAACAUGUUGUGUCCGCUACAGAAGUACAGAGUAGAAGUUGAUGGGAUGGUGCCAGGAUAGCAGAGAUGUCUGUGAUCUAGCUUGAAAGCACUCCGGAUUGGUGUGAGGAAUGUGAAAGAGUUAAGUUUGUGUUGAGGUUUGAGGAAAACAAAGACAAAGGAAGCUUCACCUAUUUCCUGUCUGGGAGAGAAGACCCCCACAUUGUACUACACACUCCUUGCUUAUUUGGAUAUUGCUUUUGAAAUGCGUGUGGCUCUAUAUUUUCAUGUUACGUACGCUGAAGUUGCUCAAUUUUUUUAAAUACACCCUCUAAGAGGUAAGGGUAUUUUUUAAAAAAUAUUUACAUACUGUGGCAAACUGUAUUUUAAGUUGUUUACUGUUUUUAAGGUAUAAAGCAUUACAGGUGUUUCGAUACGGGACAUAUCGAUUUUGUCCUUGAACUUUGCAAAGAGGUAUAACUUUUUUUAUUAUUAUUAUUAUUAUUUGUUGUGUUUUUAGUCAUGCUCUUCCGACUUGCUUUUAAACGCUCCGCUGUACUGUCACAGCAACCGCCCAAAGGGUGGUUCCCCAGUCUGUUUCAGCGACGCAAAACAGACGUCUAUUGAGUCACAUCUUUGAUAUCAAACUUCAAACAUGGAAGGAAAACACUACGUUACUUCAUAUCAUGUA